Phaeodactylum tricornutum CCAP 1055/1 is the source of this 1976-nucleotide messenger RNA. RefSeq lists its product with no specific name. The record is from RefSeq and is a predicted model, not a curated record. The coding region runs from base 15 to 1868 and encodes 617 amino acids. The transcript is spliced from 2 exons. Gene Ontology annotation, cellular component: nucleus; cytoplasm. Lineage: Eukaryota; Bacillariophyta; Bacillariophyceae; Surirellales; Neidiaceae. Gene Ontology annotation, molecular function: protein serine/threonine kinase activity; ATP binding. Gene Ontology annotation, biological process: peptidyl-serine phosphorylation; signal transduction; endocytosis.
UUUGAUUGAUCACCAUGGCGCCUUCUGUCACUCGUUCCGCGGAGGGAGUAGUCCUAGAUGACAAGAAGAAUUGGGUAGUAGGGAAGAAGAUUGGAUCCGGUGUCCAAGGAACCGUCCACGAAGUCUUGGCGAACGGAGCCGUCAGCGAGUUCGCCGUCAAGCUCGCCCCCGUGCCGACGGUCAAGACCAAAGGACGACAGCUGUCGCCCGCACAACAAAACGCGAACGCGAUCUACCGCGAGUCCGUGGUAUAUCAAAAUGCUUUGGGAUCUCUAAAAGGGACCUUUAUCCCCAAGGUCGCUUCCCCCCAAGCAUUUAAGGAAGUCAGCGGGUUUAAUUGCUUGUUUCUGGAGCGCAUGGACUUGCCGCUCGAAAAUAUUGUUCCUCUGUUAGUAAAGCGGCCCAAAAUUGACUUGGGACCGGUUGCCCUCCAGCUCUUGAACAUUUUGCAAGCGGUUCACGCUCAAUGUCAUUUCCUCACGGAUGUCAAGCUCGAAAACUUCAUGCUGGCCAGAGCCUCUAAAGUAUCUUCUACACUAGAAGCCCGGAUUCGCGUAAUUGAUCUCGCCAUGGCCGAGCCCUCCAAGAUGGUCGGCGGAAAGCUCCAGAACGUGACCAAGCCGGAAAUGGCGGGGACUCCUUUGUACGCAAGUCUCCAUGUGCACGCAUUGCAAACGCACUCAUUUCGGGAUGACGUUGAGUCGGUUCUCUACGUUCUUGCGGAGCUAGUGAUUCGUACCCAAGCCACACAGGAGGGCACCUUACGGCGAUACGAGGCGACUCGCGGGACGGACGUUCCAACAUUCUUACCGUGGAGCCACGGCGCUUCCACCGAGCAGAUUGGUGAACUCAAAAAGCGCCUAGUGACGGACCCAAAGUCUGAAUUUUACCAAAGGAUGCCUCCGUCGAUUGCUAAAUCCAUUCGUGAUGCCUUGCAUAUUGUAUGGGAAUGUGAAUUUAACGAACAUCCGGAUUGGAGCGCGCUGGAACAUGUUUUACACAAAUUGGUCUUUCCUAAAACCGUGCCGAAAUCGCAGGCCGCGGGAACAGCGAAAGCGCCACCCGUAUCUAAAUCUAAGAAUAGCUUGAAAGUAUCGCAUCGGGAUCAGCUUGAAGACGCUCGUCGCAGGGCACGGGAGUAUAUGGGAGCUCCGGAGAUCCAAAGUCAAGCAUCAAAGGUUGUAUCGCGUACUUCGGAACGAGCUCAGCGGGCUGCCAAACGCAGCUCAUUGGAAUCGCGGGCGUCUCCCAAGCAUAGACCACCGAGCUCGCGCUACUUUUUGGACAGUAACAGUGAUGAAGGAUCGCCCGGAAGACUUUCACCGGCCGAGCCAGCCGUAGAUGUCGACGGUGACGUAAGUAUGGACGACGCGAAAGACUACGAGUCCGACGAUGAGACAUUCUACACAACUCAUGAUCCCCUGAACUCGUCAUUGGGAUCCCCUGCCAUGAUGUCCGUCGCCUCGGUUCAAGAGGAAACGAUGGAACUGGCAUCGGACGAGAACCAGAAACCGGGUCUGUUGACAGUUUGGCUCAAGGUCACCGCUGGGCCUAGCCGUGGACGAAAGAUAUGCUUGACGGAAGGAAGUUCUGAGGUAAUCACGAUCGGAUCCAAACCGAACACCAAGGGAGAAUCUUUCCGGCUCGGCCCAGAUGUGGAAGCCAACCAUGCACGGUUUACUCUGCAAGUCCAGCGUAGUAAGCGUGCCGGAGUGUCCUUUAAAGUUCAAGUGGAUGAUCUCAAAACAUCGAGUGGAGUCACAAUAUUGGAACAUCGUAUUUCGAAGGGAAAAAGUGGAUGGGUUUUUGCGAACCAAUCUGUGCGUCUGGGGAAAGAGACAGUGCUUCGAGUCUGCCGCGCCGUUUAAAGGUGGGAGCCUUUCUCAUUGUAUAGUGCAGGAAGCAUUGUGACAAGCAAUGUAAAGUAUUUGUCAAGAACAUUUGUGAAUAUUAAAUACAGUCUGUAUUGCCUGUCU